Penicillium soppii is the source of this 648-nucleotide messenger RNA. RefSeq lists its product as uncharacterized. The coding region runs from base 1 to 648 and encodes 215 amino acids. NCBI's taxonomy places the organism in Eukaryota, Fungi, Ascomycota, Eurotiomycetes, Eurotiales, Aspergillaceae. The transcript is spliced from 2 exons. The record is from RefSeq and is a predicted model, not a curated record.
AUGGAUUCAAACCUCCAACUACAUACAAUUGGCCACGGUGCUUGCGGUACAGUCUGGGCAUCCGAAACUGGUCCCGCCUACAAAAGAGAAGAUGGCAGCCCAUCGCGGUCCCUUCAAAACGACUUCGAAAUGCAUCGCCGCGUCAUCCGAAGCCACCAAACACUCGCAACCCUAAAAGAGAUCAAAAUCCAAAUUCCCACUUGUCACAACUUCAUCAAAGCAGUCGACAAGGAACGGUGUCUCAGCGUAUCCCACCAUUUGGAGAACCUACUAGACAGGUUCUUUAUUCAAGGUUUCUGCUCAAAUGAGAUCAAGCCAUCAAUCCUCAACAGCAAACCUGAUGGAGACUGCCUAGUUCGGCUUUACCUAGGCAGACGGCGAACACAAAUGCGUACAUCAGAAGCCUUGCCGCGGUUGAAAGUGUUCUCCUUGCGAAAUUACCCACUACAUGAAGACCAAAUGGAACAGCUGGGAAUCUCAACCAAUGAUAUGCAUCAAUACGCUCAAAGCAUGGCAGAAGCACUUGCUAUGAUGCACUGGGUUGCGGGCAUAGAUGGAAACGACGUGGAAUUUGUUCUCGCCCCCUCAAUGGCGAUGGCAAUGGAUUCUCUAACAAUACUCUUGGAGAUCAUAGCAUUUGGAUGCUAG